GUGAUCUGGGUUGUGUAGCUAAUUAUCUUCUACACUAGCGCUUGUCUAGAGAAGGCGGAGCUAGGUGAUACGCUCGAGCGCAUUGAGCAGUAUUGCGGGCGGUUCUUAAAGUAGGACACCGAGACUCCUAUAGGCGAGAUCCUUAGCUGGCGCUUACUACUGUUUACUAUCUCGAAGGAGGUCGUUGGGCCGCACCAAGCACAGUGGGAUGUAGACGAGAAGGUUCUGACCUACCGGGACGUUGAUUUGUAUAUGGAUCACGUGCCGCGGCUCUUACUCUCCGACUUCUAGUAGGCCUAGCACUUACUCUACGACAAGCUGAUGUUCGGAGCCUAGAACCUCCCGCGGAUGCGUACUUAGGCUUUAAAGGACAACUUAGACGCUGAUGCCUUUGGCUAGUUCUUUGGCUAGCACCGGGAGAACGUUGAGCUAGUAAAGCCGCUGGUAAGGUCUUUGCUAACCGUUAUCCAAGACUCGAAGCCGUUGUGGGACUCGUUCCUGGAUGCUACCGCAGAUUGCGCUAAGGUCUGGCGAGGGAAGGCGAU
Messenger RNA from Mollisia scopiformis, 545 nucleotides. RefSeq lists its product as uncharacterized. The annotation marks the transcript as partial. The record is from RefSeq and is a predicted model, not a curated record. NCBI's taxonomy places the organism in Eukaryota, Fungi, Ascomycota, Leotiomycetes, Helotiales, Mollisiaceae. The transcript has a single exon.